Molecule: messenger RNA, 747 nt
Organism: Alternaria ethzedia
Lineage: Eukaryota; Fungi; Ascomycota; Dothideomycetes; Pleosporales; Pleosporaceae
Exons: 1
Coding region: 1-747 (248 amino acids)
Source: RefSeq, a predicted model, not a curated record
AUGGCCUCAGACCCUCAGCUAGUGACGAUCGAUCCCAACGGCGACACCGUGAUCAUCUUGGAAAACCCAGAGACCUGUCUACUGGAUCCGACACUAGGACAACAGCUGGAAGUGAAAGACGAUACCGAUUCUGACAUCGAUUCCAACAGCGACGAGUCUAUCGCUUACGACGCGACUGAACACGCAUCUCACGACGUCGCCGCAAACGAAAGCGAGUCCCAGCCUGCAGUCAAAUUCCUCGUAUCGUCGCGCCAGUUGCGCAUCGUGUCGUCCUACUUUGACAGCAUAUUCAAAGGUGGCUACAACGAGACAUUGCCGAACCCCGACGACGGUCUGUAUCACAUCAAAGCAGAAGGCUGGGAUGCGGAGGCUAUGGAGGUCAUCAUGGACAUUGUCCACGUUCAGGUCAAGCGGAUACCCGAAUACGUCUCGUUGGAGCUCUUUGUCAAGAUUCUUGUUCUUGUCGAUUACUACCACAUGCAAGACGCGAUUGCUUCUCAUGCAACGCUGUGGAUGUCGCAGACCAUAGGGUCCGACAGGCCUACAAGCUAUAGCGCGAAAGCGGUCUAUUGGCUUUUCUUGGCUAUUCGAAUGGGGGAUCGCACACUGUCCAGGAACAUGGCGCGCGUCAUUAUUACGACUGCAUCCCGCCCGAUUACAUUCCAGGGUCUUCCCUUUCCGCCGGAACUCGAGGGUAGGAAAGCUCCAUUCUACGGACAGACUCAUGCUAAUCCAACCGAUAGAUGA